AUGGAUCGAUACGAAUUCUUUAACCGUAGUCAAGUAGCAACGCCUAAUCCUUUUUCAACGACAAUACCAACUCUAACUGCUUUGAUUCCAGCAAUAAUUAAUCCUGAAUGGAUGUCAACAAUCGAGUAUUUUCUUCAUUAUGCAUAUCCAGUUGUAAUAUUAAGUGGAAUCUUUUUUUCUUUAAUAACACUACUUGCAUUAAUACAAAAUGUUUACAUGACUUCAAAAACAUAUUUAUUUACCCAAACAAUAUGUGAUAUAUUGUUUUUAGUACUUGGUGUAUGUCUUCAUAUACCAAAUAAUGAUCGAACUUUAAUACCAAACUAUGAUCGAAAUUUAAUACCACAAUUUUUCAAUGAAAAAGUUUAUUAUAAUUUUCUUGUUUAUAUUCUAUGGUUUAUUAUUGUUUGGCUAUUUUUAAUAAGUUGUCUUGAUCAUACAUGUACAGCAAUACAAUCGACUGGUUAUAAUGAAAAACUUUUUUGUUCACCAUGUAAUUCAAAAAAUUCUAUUAUUGGAAUUAUUCUCUUAGGUAUUAUUUUCUCAUUGCCACAAUUAUAUGCAUGGGAGCCCUAUGAGACAGGAUACCGUCCAACAUCUUUACGUACAUCAUUCUUAUAUGAACAUAUUUACUUUUGGUUUUUACAAAUAAAUUAUUUAUUUAUCCCAUUGUUUGCUAUAUUUGUCUUUAUGGGAACUUUACUAUACACAUUGUGUAGAAAAAAAGAACAUUAUUUAUUAACAUCUAAUGGUGGCCAUUAUGGACAUUAUACAAUUCAUUAUGCUAAUCCACAUGAAAACUCUAUAAAUUAUUCAAAAACACGUGAACGAGAAAAUAUAACAAAAUUAUUCAUAUUCAUGUGUUUUCUUUAUCUUAUAUUUGUGUUACCAUAUUCAUUUAUAAUCUUUUUUGGUAAAUUAUUUUUACGAGAACCAACAACUUUAACAUCAACAACAAUAUUUAAGGAAAUAGUUGUCGCAUAUGAUCUAUCAUUAUUAUUAUUUUAUUUACAAAUAUUAAUGAAAUUUUUUGUUUUAACAAUAUUUAGUAGAAAUUUUCGUCAAUGCUUAAAGAAGUUAAUCACAUGUCAAUGUUUUUGUUGUUGUUGCUGUUGUUGUCGUUCGAAAUCGUCGUCAACUGGACCCAAUGAACAUAAUCAUCAUGAUGGUAUAUAUAUGAAAUAA
Molecule: messenger RNA, 1185 nt
Organism: Rotaria socialis
Lineage: Eukaryota; Metazoa; Rotifera; Eurotatoria; Philodinida; Philodinidae
Source: the annotation of a GenBank genome assembly